AUGGCGAUUAGGGUUUUUCUCACUCUUCUUCUUUUUCUCUCUCUAACCAAUCUUGCUUCUUCGAUUUACGAAGAUCAAGUUGGUCUCAUGGAUUGGCAUCAACAGUAUAUUGGGAAGGUAAAGCAUGCUGUGUUUCAUACUCAAAAGACUGGGCGGAAGCGUGUUUUAGUGUCCACUGAAGAGAAUGUUGUGGCUUCACUCGACCUUCGCCAUGGAGAGAUUUUUUGGAGGCAUGUUCUUGGCACCAAUGAUGUUGUUGAUGGAAUUGACAUUGCCCUUGGAAAAUAUGUCAUUACUCUUUCCUCUGGUGGAAGUAUAUUGAGAGCAUGGAACUUACCUGAUGGGCAGAUGGUUUGGGAGUCUUCCCUUCAGGGAUCAAAGGAAUCAAAGUCAAUAUUAAACAUUCCUAAAAAUUUGAAAGCUGACAAAGAUGAUUUGAUUCUUGUUUAUGGUAAAGGGUAUCUCCAUGCCAUUUCUGGCAUAGACGGUGAAAUUCUCUGGAGGAAAGAUUUUGCCGGUGAGAGCAUUGAAGUUAACCAUAUUAUUCAGUCUCCUGAAGUGAUCUAUGUAGCUGGUUUUGUUGGUUCUUCAAAGUUUUACGUGUAUGAAUUGAGUGCUAAGAAUGGAGAGCUGUUAAAGAAUAAUCAUAUAACACUUCCUUUUGGAACUUCUGGGGAAUCAUUAUCAGUCCCAGGUGAUAAGUUUGUGGUAUUGGAUGAUGUAAGGUCAAAGAUAGUAACAAUAAACUUCAAUAAUGGAGAUAUUAACUACAACCAGAAGCAAAUUUCAGACCUUGUCAAGGAUUUGUCUGGACAGGCAGUAAUAUUACCAUCAAGGCUUCCAGGACUGUUUGCAUUAAAAAUCAAUUCCCAUGUUCUUUUCAUUAAAGUGACAAAUGAAGGUGAGUUGGUGCUGGUGGACAAAAUUGAUAAUGCAGCAGCUUUUAGCAAUGCCCUGUCAGUUUCAGAGAAUCAACAUGUUUUUGCAUUUGUUCAAUAUGAAGACAAUAAAAUUCACCUAUCUGUAAAGGAUGUUAAUGAUUGGAAUGGUGAUUUGCUAAAGGAAGACUUGGUAGUAGACCAUCAAAGAGGAAAUAUUGAGAAGAUAUUCAUAAACAAUUAUGUCAGGACCGAUAGAUCUCAUGGGUUUAGAGCAUUGAUGGUAAUGGAGGAUCAUUCACUUCUAUUAGUUCAACAAGGAGAAAUCGUCUGGAGUAGAGAGGAUGGUCUUGCCUCAGUGGUUGAUGUAACAACAUCAGAACUACCUGUGGAAAAGGAUGGUGUAUCUGUGGCAAAAGUAGAACAGAACCUAUUCGAUUGGCUUAAGGGACAUGUUCUGAAACUCAAAGGAACUCUUAUGAUUGCAAGCCCUGAGGAUAAAGUAGCUAUUCAAAAACUUAGGUUGAGGAGUUCUGAGAAAAGCAAAAUGACUCGUGAUCAUAAUGGUUUUCGUAAGUUGCUUAUAGUACUUACAAGGGCAGGAAAGGUUUUUGCUUUGCAUACCGGGGAUGGACAUGUAGUUUGGUCUACGGCGCUUCAUACUCUGCGUAAAUCAGAAGUGUGUGAACAUCCAGUUGGGCUUAACAUUUAUCAAUGGCAGGUUCCGCAUCAUCAUGCACUGGAUGAGAAUCCAUCUAUUCUUGUCAUUGGGCGAUGCGGACCAAGUUUGACUGCACCAACUGUUCUUUCAUUCCUUGACGCAUACUCGGGGAAGGAACUCAAUUCUCUGAAUCUUGCUCAUACUGUUGCUCGAGUUAUUCCAUUGCCUUAUACUGAUUCAACUGAACAGCGUCUGCAUCUUAUUAUAGACGUAAACAGACAUGCACAUUUAUACCCAAGAACUCCUGAAGCUAUUGAGAUUCUGAAACAUGAGUUUUCAAAUGUAUACUGGUACUCUGUUGAGCUUGAUAAUGGUGUUAUUAGAGGUCAUGCCUUGAAGAGCAAUUGCAUUCAUGAAGUAGUGGAUGAAUACUGCUUUGUUUCCAGGGACUUAUGGUCAAUUGUAUUCCCAUCUGAAUCAGAAAAGAUUAUUGCAACAGUGACAAGAAAAUCAAAUGAGGUUGUUCACACUCAAGCUAAAGUUAUGACUGACCACGAUGUCCUGUACAAGUAUAUAUCAAAGAAUAUACUCUUUGUUGCAAAUGCAGCACCAAAAGCCAGUGGGGAAAUCGGAACAGCAACCCCAGAGGAGGCUUCAUUGGUUAUCUAUAUCAUUGAUACCGUGACUGGUCGCAUAUUGCAUCGCAUGACCCAUCAUGGUUGCCAGGGUCCUGUUCAUGCUGUAUUUAGUGAGAACUGGGUUGUCUACCACUAUUUUAAUCUCAGGGCUCAUAGACAUGAGAUGUCAGUUAUUGAGGUCUAUGACCAGUCUCGGGCGGAUAACAAAGAUAUUUGGAAGUUUGUUCUUGGGAAGCAUAAUCUUACAUCGCCCAUCUCGUCUUAUUAUCGUCCAGAAAUCUCAGCAAAAUCACAAUCAUACUUCUUUACUCACUCUGUGAAAGCCAUUGAAGUGACUUCAACUGAUAAGGGUAUAACCUCUAAGCAGCUACUUAUCGGAACAAUUGGUGAUCAGGUUUUGGCACUUGAUAAACGAUUUUUGGAUCCCCGGCGGACUCUCAAUCCCUCACAAGCUGAGAAAGAAGAAGGAAUUAUUCCUCUUACUGAUUCAUUGCCGAUCAUUUCUCAGUCCUAUAUUACACAUUCCCUAAAAGUAGAAGGUCUGCGAGGUAUAAUAACAGUGCCCGCCAAAUUGGAAUCUACAUCCCUCGUCUUUGCCUACGGAGUAGAUCUAUUUUUUACUCAGAUUGCUCCUUCUAGGACUUACGAUUCACUGACUGAAGAUUUCAGCUAUGCUCUACUUCUUCUAACAAUUGUUGCCCUUGUAGCAGCAUUAUUUGUUACUUGGGUAUUAUCAGAGAGGAAAGAUCUACAAGAGAAAUGGAGAUGA
Messenger RNA from Lathyrus sativus (Indian pea), 2946 nucleotides. Lineage: Eukaryota; Viridiplantae; Streptophyta; Magnoliopsida; Fabales; Fabaceae. The record is from the annotation of a GenBank genome assembly.